This is a messenger RNA of Sebastes umbrosus (honeycomb rockfish), 1933 nucleotides long. RefSeq lists its product as uncharacterized. The coding region runs from base 145 to 942 and encodes 265 amino acids. Gene Ontology annotation, cellular component: recycling endosome; trans-Golgi network; early endosome. The record is from RefSeq and is a predicted model, not a curated record. Gene Ontology annotation, biological process: receptor recycling; retrograde transport, endosome to Golgi; endosome organization. The transcript is spliced from 4 exons. Lineage: Eukaryota; Metazoa; Chordata; Actinopteri; Perciformes; Sebastidae.
AUAGAGAACAACUGGCUUCACGUUGAGGAACUCUAAGGACCGAAGAGAAGAUCUGUACUAUAAUCAUAAUAUAAUAAUGUAAAUAAUGUCUGUGUGGAAGUAAGGUGACCCUGUGAGGGAUUCAACGCUGGCAGAGGUGUUGUGAUGAAGCUCCAUCAGAAGAUUUUGACCCAUUACCUGUCAUGCACCUCUCCGGUAGAUAAAGAGGGAUAUCUCUAUAAAAAGAAAGAGAGGACUGCCACCUACCAGCGGCGGUGGUUCGUCCUGAAGGCCAACCUGCUCUUCUACCAGGAGCGUCCGGCUGACCGCCACCUGCUGGGGGUCAUCGUGCUGGAGGGGUGUGCGGUCCGCCGCUCAGAGUCUGACGGACAGUUUGCCUUCUCUCUGGUGUUUGAGGGGCCCGGGCUGAAAACCUACAGAUUUGCAGCAGGAGAUGGUCAGACUCACGAGAGCUGGGUGAAAGCGUUGCUGUCAGCCAGCCACUGUUACCUCUCGCUGCUGGUCAGAGACCUGGGGAGGCAGUAUGAAGAAGCUAAACAGCAACAAGGCUCUGGUGAGUCCCGUCACAGCUCCUCCGUCGGGGCCCUCAAACAGUCCACCUCCAGCUUCUUCUUCGCUGUUCAGGGGCCGACAGCAGCGGUGGUCAGGGAGUCGAGAAGCUUCAGCGCCGGCACCGUUUUACAAGCACCGUCUAUACCCACCAAAGUGGUGGCUAAAAAGUCUCCUAAACUGUGGCCCAGGAGAAACGCUCACGUCACACCUCUUAAUGGACCGGCACCUCUGUACGGUGAAUGGCCUCUGGUGGGUUUUGAUCCACUUGAGGACUUCAGCAAACUUCAUGAUUAUUAUGGACAGGAAGUGAAGAAAGCGAGAGAGGAGUGGCUGAGGAGUCGACGAGCAGAAGAGGAACACGUCGAUGGAGAUCUCAUCGACCUGGGCUGAAAGAAAACCUGACAGUUAGAGACUGUAUAUAUUCAUAUAUGGUAGAGACCUCUAAAGAGGAAGUGAGUCGUUCAUGUGUGUUAAAAAGGAACUGAACUUUAAGUGUUGUGGGUUAUUUAAGAACAUGUAGUUUGAGGUCCAGACACUUGUAAACCUGCUAAAUGUUCCUUUUUUCAUAUGACGAGUUUAGAUAAUUUCUCUGUUAGAUUUGUAUUACAGAAAGUUGUAAUUUUCCUGAGAUGGCCUUAAAGUGUCCAUGGGUUGCAACAAAGAACAGGCAGGAAUCUGCACACAAAUGCAGCAUUUUGACUAACGUUACUAAGGUCUCUGCUCUAUUAAGUGUCUAAGUAAGCUGUGACAGUGCAACAGUGAGCCAGUAUACACAAUAACAGGACCCUGAAACUGAAGCAGUCCCAAUCAUUAUUGGGAUUUUUGUACUGUGACAUCUCAUAAUGUCGUCCAUAAAAGCAGCAUAUUCCUUAUUUGUUCUCAUGUACGCUCUGCUAACUGGAACCUGCUGUUAACUGCAUAACAGUUCCCCGAGCAGUGACUCACAUGGUGCAACUAAUGGGUUCAUCCAUGGCAUAAAAAGACUGUAUGAAGCAGUAUAAAGCAAGAGAAUUAUAUAUUUUUCAUUGCAUGAAAAAAUUAAAAUGAUCUGUCGACCUAGGUCCGAUGAUACACAAACAAGACUUUCAUAUUCUAGUUCAGUUCAUAAAGGUUUAAAACGUUUAAAAAAAUGUUUUUAUUAUUAACACUUUUCCUGCUAUGACGUCAAAAUGUCCUCCAUGAAAAAGGCCUUUCUCUCCUUGUUUGUUCUGCUAACUGGAAUCUGCACACCUGCUGCUGAUCGCAUUGAAGAUAUAUGUUUACUAUUUCAUUUUAAAUUGUAACUAUCCAUGGUGUAGACAGGCUGUUUGAUGCAGUAUUAAGCACAGAGUAUUAUAUCUUUUUCAUUGCAUGAAAAAUAAAAUCAGUCCGUUGACUUAAA